Messenger RNA from Vigna unguiculata (cowpea), 659 nucleotides. RefSeq lists its product as uncharacterized. The record is from RefSeq and is a predicted model, not a curated record. Lineage: Eukaryota; Viridiplantae; Streptophyta; Magnoliopsida; Fabales; Fabaceae.
AUCACUUUCUGUUCAUUAUUUAUACGUCUCUUCCUUCUACGGUCAACACAAGUCCUCUCUGCUCCUCCUCCUUCUCUCCAAAACACAACCUUUUCCUCUGUUCCCCAAACAUGGCUUCCAUCUCUCAAGGUCUCGUCUUCACCUCCGCCAUGCUCUUCUCCACCACUCUCCUCUACCUCGCAUUUUCCAAGCACAAAACUUUUCAAAUUCCCUCAGAUUCCAACAAACAAAUUCUACGUUCUUGCAUGUAUUCAGAGGAGAAGAAAAGGGGAAGGAAGAAGAAGAAGAAGAAGGUGAAAUUUGCUAAAAAUGUGAUGGUGAAGGAAGUGGAGAGAGAGGUUGAGGAAGAAAACAGAGAAGAACAGGGGAUGCAAAACAGAGUAUCGAGAAGUGAGUGCGAAAGAGAAAAUCUGGGAAACGCUGAAAUUCCGGCGAACCGAAUUGCUCUGUAUAAUGGGAUUUUGAGGGACAGAGUGCAGAGAAUGGCGUGCUGUCACUGAUGAACUGAUGAGAUCAUCCUCUGUUGCUUCCUGUAGAUUCUGUAUUUCAACUUCAAACAGGGGAGACAUUUUUCGUUGCCAAUUUUUUUCAUUUUUUUUUUAUGUUUCCAUUUUAUAAAAUGUAAAAUAUACUAUGAAUAUUUAUAAAUAACUUUUAAU